GUGGCAAACAGGAUUUGUUGAUGCAAUUGGUGAACAACGCUGGGCCUCCCGGUAGUACCUCUCGCGAGAACAUGGAAAACCUGCUACAACAAGCUGGGCCUAACCUUUCCAUGGAUAUGAUCCAGAUGCUUCUGGAAAAGCAGAAACAACAGUUACGGAUAUCUUCAUUUGGAUAUGUCUUUUGUCAUUUGGAUAUGUUUUUUGUCAUUUGGAUACGUUUUUUGUCAUUUGGAUAUGUUUUUUGUCCUGAUCUAGAUCUGGUGGUCACAAGGUUGAUCUUGAUUUGUUCUCAGUCUCACCUUUCCUGCUCUCUAAAACAAGCAGCUGAAGCAGCCAAGCCCCGCGCCGUUAAUUCUCUGCAUAUGCAGAUUGCCGCUAGAGCUGCCCAAGCAGUGGCCGAAAACAAGUCCGAAGAAGAAGAAGAUGGAGGUGAAAAGAAAGUUACGGCUUCUAGAUCGGUGGUUUCUUAUUCUUCAUUGCUUCCAAACUGACACCCUUAGUUAGUGUUAGUAUCAGUUCGUUGUUGUUUAAUCUUGAAGAAGAUGUUCCAAGGUCAUGCAACACCCACGACACAAUCUUAAUCUUUAUGUUGACCCUAGUUGUAUUAUAUACAGAAAAGUACGUAUCUAUAUCAAAAUCAAUCUAUUUCAACCUAGUACUCCAACUACUUUAACUUUCGGCUCAUUCAAGUAAAACUAGAACAUCCACGUCCGCCACCUAUAUCUGCUCUAACCCCCAAGGUGCCAAGGAGGAAGACGAAAAAGACGAAGAAGUCCAGGGUGACGCUGUCGUUGAUAACAGAGGUAGUUCGCGCGAGCGACAUGGUCGUGAUACGUCUCGCGGACGCCGUAGAAGCCAUUCUUAAGGCUUAGUUACCGUGUAAUUCAUCUUCAUCUUCUCAGAAGCAUCUUAUUUUGAAGACCUCAUUUUGAAAAAGACGAAGACGCGUCAAACGAUCAAAGACAAAGAUGUUUGAUUCCAAGAUCAUUAUAAUGUACAUAGGUAAAAGCUCUAACAUUCUCGUGACCGUCGUGAUGGUCGUACAACUAGAGACCGUUCUCGCGAUCGCAGUGUCGAUCGUCGCACUGCGAGACGCAGUGCCGAUCGUCGUGGAGACACCAAGGACAGCAAGCGUACCAGUGUUGAACGUGGUGACCGGGAACGAGUACGUGAUGGAGACCGGGAACGAGUACGUGAUGGAGACCGGGACCGCGAGAGGCGUGAUGGUGAUCGUGACAGACGUGACAACGAGCGCGGUGACCGAGCACGAGGUGGGGAUGAUCGUGGCAGAGACGGUGGAGACCGCGAUCGCCGCGACGGAGGUCGUGAUCGCCGUGCUGACGCUAACAACCGCAGCCCUGCAGCCCGCCGUGAUCGUCGUGACGAUGGCACUACGCGAGAAGGCCGCGGUGAUCGCCGUGGUGAGGAAGAUGGUACAACUUCUACUCGAGGAGACCGCGAUCGCCGUGGAGCCCGUGAAGACAACCUCCGUGAUCGCCGUAACAAAGACCAAGAUGAUGAGCAGUCUACUUCCCCCAAGCAAGAAGGACGAGGAGCACGAGGUGGACAGCGUGGAGGACGUGCUGAGGAAAAUAAUAACGCCUCCUCUGACGAUGAAGUUAAGGCAGAUGAUCGAGGUGGAAAGAGUAAGACCACGGCCUCUACUGCUACAUCUGCGAGAAGAGCAGAACAAACAGGUGGCAUGGAUGAAGCUUCUUCUAACAUGAGACGCCGUGGUCGCGGAGGGUCUCGGGAACGUGAUCAGUCAGCUGGACGUCCUCGGAGUGGUGCAAGAGUUACGCUGGUUCUUGGAAAUGUAAAUGGAAGUGCUGUCACCUAAAUGUAGUUAAAAAGUUGUAGUUCUACUAGUAGUUGGCAGUUACUAGUAGUUUAACUAGUACUAGUUGGCAGUUCUUCUUUAUCUUCGCGUUUUAGUAGUAGCUCUACCUCCACUUCUUGCGCACUCUACUCUCGUUGUCUCUUUCAGGCAGAGCCGCAUCAUAAUGAUUGAUCUUCGAACGAGCAGUAAAUGAUUGUUGUACUACUUCUGUGGUCCUCACUAGAAUAACGUUUUUUCUGUGCACCAUUUUUCUCACUUACGUUGACAUUUUUUGAAGAUUGCGCAACUGUUGGACUGGCGAGUCGCGAGAAACAGGUAGUUUUUCACUUCUUUCCCGUGUGGGCAGGAGCUAUAUGUGCACUAGAUGACGAGACUUCCAAAACAUCUUCUAGAACCAAGUCGUGCCUCGUCUAAUUCUUGUGGACGCGGCCGUGCUGCGCCUGUGCGCCAUGGAAGAGCGGAUAACCCGAACAACAUCCCGAUCAAUCCCGGUAUGAUGAAGCUAGCGAAUAAGGGAAGACAGGAUGAAGAGGAAGAGGACGAUGAAGAAGACGUAGUUAAGCCUCCCAGAAAUAAGAAUCUUCGAGGUGGAGCUGGAGUAAGAGGACGUGGAGGUUCUCCCGCGAGAACGAGCCGCACUAGAGGUCGAAAUGAUGUUGACUCCUCUACAACAAACAAGCGGGCUGUGAAUCAGAGCCAUGCUCCUCGAAGUGGACGUGGAGGUCCUCGCGGUCAUGACGACGACGAGGACGAAGAAGAAGAUUAAGACUUUCGGACAUCUCCCAUUUUGAAAAGCAUCUUGGACCGCUCGACGUGUAAGGAGGAAACUGGUCCAAGAUGAGUCUCAGGAUGGAAUUGGGUAUAAGCUCUAAGAAGAAGAUCAGGGAGGUCGCUCUGUCCGUAACAGAGAACAAGAUGGUCGUGGAGGCGCUAACAAUAGCAAAGCCGGUUACAACAAGCGUGGAGGCCGUGGCCGACAGCAGGAGCAGGAAGAUGAUCAGGAUCAAAGUGAAGAGGAAGAUGAUAGAAAACCGUCGAGAGCCGCUGCAUUAAACAACAAAAUCAACAAGAAUAAGUCUUCCCGUGCUCGUCCGCAACAACCACCUGCUGUCAGAGAAACUAACGUCAAGAAUAACCGUCGCAAUUCCAGAGGUCGCGAACGCGAGGUUGAUCAAGAUGACCAGAUGACCAACGAUAAUUCUCCCGUAAGCAACAACAAGCGUCGUCGCAUCAUCGAUAGAAGUAGGAAACAAGACGACCACUCUGAAGGAGAUGGUGAGCAAGCAGCACCUGCUCCUCCGGCAACUAAGAACAAGCAAAGGGGUCGUAAUGACAGUCGCACGGGUCGUAAUAACAUCUGUCGGGGAGGACAAGGACGAGACACAUCUUCCAACAAACGCAUGAUCCAUGUGAAUGGCCGUGGUCGACAAAGUGGCCGUGGUGGAGGCGCAGCCUCUGAAUCUGAGGAACAAGAGGCGCCCCGCGCUCGUCGUCGAAACAACA
Messenger RNA from Amoebophrya sp. A25, 3343 nucleotides. The record is from the annotation of a GenBank genome assembly. NCBI's taxonomy places the organism in Eukaryota, Dinophyceae, Syndiniales, Amoebophryaceae.